Messenger RNA from Procambarus clarkii (red swamp crayfish), 992 nucleotides. RefSeq lists its product as uncharacterized. Lineage: Eukaryota; Metazoa; Arthropoda; Malacostraca; Decapoda; Cambaridae. The record is from RefSeq and is a predicted model, not a curated record.
GUGUUACACAGACGUGUGGAGCUACAGGUGUUACAUUGACGUGUUGGUCUACAGGUGUUACACGGACGUGUGGGGCUACAGGUGUUACACUGACGUGUGGGGCUACAGGUGUUACAUUGACACUGAAGUGUGGGGCUACAGGUGUUACACUGACGUGUGGUGCUACAGGUGUUACACUGACGUGUGGGGCAACAAGUGUUACACUGAGGUGUGGGGCUUCAGGUGUUACACUGACGUGUGGGGCUACAGGUGUUACACUGACGUGUGGGGCAACAAGUGUUACACUGAGGUGUGGGGCUUCAGGUGUUACACUGACGUGUGGUGCUACAGGUGUUACACUGACGUGUGGGGCAACAAGUGUUACACUGAGGUGUGGGGCUUCAGGUGUUACACUGACGUGUGGGGCUACAGGUGUUACACUGACGUGUGGGGCUUCAGGUGUUACACUGACGUGUGGGGCUACAGGUGUUACACUGACGUGUGGGGCUUCAGGUGUUACACUGACGUGUGGGGCUACAUGUGUUACACUGAAGUGUGGGGCUACAGGUGUUACACUGACGUGUGGGGCUACAUGUGUUAGACUGAAGUGUGGGGCUACAGGUGUUACACUGACGUGUGGGGCUACAGGUGUUACACUGACGUGUGGGGCUACAGGUGCUACACUGACGUGUGGAACUACAGGUGUUACACUGACGUGUGGGGCUACAGGUGUUACACUGGCGUGUGGAGCUACAGGUGUUACACUGACGUGUGGGGCUACAUGUGUUACACUGACGUGUGGGGCUACAGGUGUUACACUGACGUGUGGGGCUACAGGUGUUACACUGACGUGUGGGGCUACAGGUGUUACACUGACGUGUGGGGCUACAGGUGUUACACUGACGUGUGGGGCUACAGGUGUUACACUGACGUGUGGGGCUACAGGUGUUACACUGACGUGUGGGGCUACAGGUGUUACACUGACGUGUGGUGUAAGGAACGUGAGCAUCUGA